Messenger RNA from Ostreobium quekettii, 1353 nucleotides. The record is from the annotation of a GenBank genome assembly. Lineage: Eukaryota; Viridiplantae; Chlorophyta; Ulvophyceae; Bryopsidales; Ostreobiaceae.
AUGGCCAGCAAGCAGGACUGCAAGGUGUUCGUGGGCGGCCUCAGCUGGGAGACCACGGACCAAAAGCUGCGCAUGUACUUCGAGAACUGGGGCAACGUGACCGAGGCCUUCGUGAGCUACGACCGCAACACGGGCCGCCCGCGGGGCUUCGGAUUCGUCGUGUUCGAAGACCCCGCCGUGGCGGACAAGGUGGUUGUGCAGCAGCACACCAUUGACCGGCGAGAGGUGGAGGCCAAGAAGGCCGUGCCCAAGGAGGAGCACCAGGCGAAGAAGAGCAGCGGCGAGGCGGGCAGCCAGCGGUCCAAGAAGGUGUUCGUGGGCGGGCUGGCGCCCAGUGUGGACGAGAAGGCCUUCCGCGAGUACUUCGAACAGUAUGGGCCCGUGAAGGACGCCGUGGUGAUGUAUGACCACGAGAACAAGCGCCCGCGCGGCUUCGGCUUCGUGACCUUCGUGGAUGAGGACGCCGUGGCCAAGGUGUUCGCCAACGGCGUCAUGCAGACCCUGCACGACAAGAAGAUCGAAAUAAAGCACGCCGUGCCGAGGGACCAGAUGGCCGCGCAGAGGGGCGGGGCGGGCGGCGCGUUCGGCGGCCGGGGAUUCACGGCCGCCAGGGCCGGCGCUGCGGGGCCCUACUACCACACGCCGCAAUAUGGGCUGGCCAACCCCGGCGGCUACGGCCCCAGGGGCAACUUCCCGAAGUACAGCGCCGGGCGGGGAUCCCUGCUUGGCGCGGUGAACGCGCCGGGCGCCGGGAUCGCCGGCGCCUACCGCGGCAUGGGCGCCUCCCGCGGCGGCGUCGCCGGCAUGGGCCUCAGCAUCGGCGGGGGCAUGGGCCGGGGCAUGGGCCAGCCCAUGGGCGGCACCAACAUGGGCGGCCUGAAUAACAUGCAGGCCAGCUUCGCCUCCUCCCUGCCCGCCUACGGCUCCGCGCUGGGCUACGGGGGCAUGAACAGCGGCGUGCUGAGCUUCCCGGGCAGCGGGAAUGGCAUCAACGCCGUGGGCACCGGCGGGGGCUUCCCCUCGGUGAACGGCUACGGCGCCGGCAGCCUGGGCGGCGGGGCUGUCGGCGGCAUGGCCGGGCCCGGCCCGCAGGAGAUGGCCGCCUCGGGGAUCAACAAGGCCUUCGGCGGGCUGUCGGCCCACGAGGGGGCCGGCCCCGGCGGCUACGCGCAGUUCUCACAGCCGGGGCUGCAGGGGCCGUCCAGCGCGGGGCUCGUUGUGAGCCACGAGACCGAGAUGGACGCCAGGACGCUGUCCCUGGGCAGCAACGCGGCUUCGGCCACCUCCGGGUACAAGAUGCUGGACGAGGGCCACGCCUUCACGGAGGGUCCCGCCCACGGGUGGUCCAAUUGA